Molecule: messenger RNA, 1511 nt
Organism: Prosopis cineraria
Lineage: Eukaryota; Viridiplantae; Streptophyta; Magnoliopsida; Fabales; Fabaceae
Product: myb family transcription factor IPN2-like
Exons: 6
Coding region: 150-1346 (398 amino acids)
Molecular function (GO): DNA-binding transcription factor activity; DNA binding
Source: RefSeq, a predicted model, not a curated record
GGUUAUAUGGUUUUUUAUAGUUGAGGAGCGAAACUAAAGGCAUUCGCAUAUCAUCUCUCUUUCUCCCCCGUCUCUUGUCUUCAAAUUGAAACGCACCCAAUUCUUCUUCCCUAUUUGCAUCGCAUUUGUUCUGCUUGAAUCUCUGCCUGAUGGAGAGAAUGUUCCCUCCGAAGAAGCCCUCCACUAUGAAUUCCCACGACCGGCCCAUGUGUGUUCAAGCCGACUCUGGCCUCGUCCUCACCACCGACCCCAAGCCUCGCCUUCGCUGGACCGUCGAACUCCAUGAACGCUUUGUCGAUGCUGUCGCUCAGCUCGGUGGCCCUGACAAGGCCACUCCUAAAACCAUCAUGAGGGUUAUGGGCGUCAAGGGUCUUACCCUUUACCAUCUCAAGAGCCACCUUCAGAAAUUUAGGCUUGGGAAGCAACCCCACAAGGAAUUCAAUGAUCAUUCGAUUAAGGAUAGCAUGAGAGCUUCGGCUUUAGAGCUUCAACGAAACACGGCCUCCCCAUCCGCCAUGAUUGGUCGCAACAUGAAUGAUAACUCACGCAUGGUUGAUGCAAUUAGGAUGCAAAUGGAGGUGCAGAGAAGACUGCAUGAACAGCUCGAGGUCCAGAAACACCUUCAGCUAAGGAUUGAAGCUCAAGGAAAGUACAUGCAGAGUAUAUUGGAGAAGGCUUAUCAAACACUUGCAGGUGAAAACAUGGCUGCCACUAAUAACUUAAAAGGCAAUAUCAAUAUUGGAGCAACUCAAGCCAUCCCCGAAAUAGGAGUCAUGAAAGACUUUAGUUCCCCUCUUAGUUUUCCUUUCCAAGAACUCACCAUCUAUGGCGGCGGCAAUGGGGGCGACCAAAUUGAUCAUCAUCUUCACCAUAUGGAGAGGCCACAGCUUGAAGGGUUGAUGAUGCCAAACAAUAAUAACAAUAACAAUAACGAAAAUUUGUGUCUAGGGAAAAAGAGGCCGAGUCCUUAUAAUAGCACUACAACUGGAAAGAGUCCUUUGAUUUGGAACGACGAUCUUCGGCUUCAUCAAGAUUUAGGGACAGCUUCAUCAUGCCUCGGAGGACCUCAAGAUGAUCCUUUCAAAGGUCUUGACCAUCAACUUCACAUUGCACCGCCGUCGUUGGAUCAUAGAGCCGGCGAAAUGGAUCCCAUGUCAGAGAUUUACGACACAAAGCCGGUGCUACAAGGAGACGCUGUGUGUGACAAGUUUUCGGAUGCUUCAGUGAAGCUUGAAAGGCCGUCACCAAGAAGGACACAGACUACAACCCCUCUUCAAGGAGAAAGGAUGAGCCCCAUGAUUAGCAGUGGUACCAUGGCACAAGGUAGAAGCUCUCCAUUUGGGUGAAUUAUCCAAGUUUAACAUAAUUUAAUUUCUUGUAUAAUUGACUUGUUAUGAACCCAAGAUCUAGACUUUUGAACUAGGUCUUGAAAUUUGUACUUUAUAUUAUCUAGGGUUUUUUCCAGCAGACUAAUAUAUUAUUAUGGCAUAAGAUAUAGGCCUUUAAAGUCA